AUGGACAAUGCUCGCAUGUUCCAGACAGAUAUUGGUCCCUCUCAGUUUCAGAUUGCUUGUGGGUUUAACAAGUGUACUCCUGAUUUUGUGACCAAGGUGAUUAAACAAAACAAUGAACAGAAUAGGAAUAGCACACUGAUGUUUGGAGCCUCACUCAGACAUACUUGUUUUGACAUAGAACUGAUGAUUAUUACUUUCUGGGAAUGGAUAUUCAACAGCAUGUCACAGCUGCAUUUUGGAGCUCUAGAGCUCUCGCAGAGCCAGGACUUUGAGAGUGACUUCGUGCCCAAUGAAGGAGAUGCUGGGCAUCAGUUUCACCCUGGAGCUGCUGUCCCUUCUUCCAGACUUCAGAAGAACGAUACUAAAGAUGAACCGCGUGGGGACAGCACGGAAACUGUCUCCAGCACAGAAGCGCAUAGUGCUUUGGAAGGCCAGCCAGAGAAGUCUGAAAGAACUCUGCAGGAAGCAGAAGAGCAUACCAGGAAACAUAUGCCUGUCUGUGACCCCACUAAAACCGAGAAAUCCCUUGAUUCUGGUCACGAGGAGUCGGAUAUCUUGUCAACUCAGGAAGAGAUGUUUCCUGAGAAUAAUGCAACAGGGAGUGGCUGUCCGAUAACCAGGGUGGAAGAGGGAAGUUCUCUGGCAUGCACCCCUGCCCGCAGUCUGCAGCUGCUGCAGCUUUCUGGACAGGGAUCCCUUGUACAGGAGAGUCAUUCCACUGUCUCUUCAGGCCUAGUUAUUCCUCCUCCUGUUGCCUUUGGAUCCAAUGCUCUUGUCCCCAGCAGUCCUACUGAACAGGAGCAAGCAAAAGAUGAACAGGUGGAUAUAUCUAUCCCUGCAGAAGGAAGAGAGCUGAUGCAGAAGCAGAGAGGAGAUACACUAGUGGAGAUGGCCAUCCCAUGUAUCCCACCAGGACCUCUUGUCCUGCCACAAGCUUCAACUCCAGUGUCCCACAGUGCCCCAACCUUCUUUCCUGGAUCUUUACCUAUGCCAUCACAACCAGAGUUCUCUCAUGAUAUCUUUGUUCCAACUCCAAGCCCAGAGAAGAAGCAUGAAGGAGAAGAAAAAGCUGCUGCUUUAACCCGUUUAUGCUUACGAGGAGAUCUCUCUGGACCCACAGAUGAUUUGUCAAAGACAUCUACAGGUGACUCUUUGUCACAGCCUUCUGAGUCCUGUAAGCUGAUACUUUCUGCAAGUGCCAGCAGCCAGCCCACAAAUACAGAAGUCGGUUCAAGUUCAGGCUCUCUGAACACGGGCCAAGAUAGCGAAACCACCCAGGUGGAGAUGAGUUCUGAAUGCAAGGCCUCAGACUUGAGACUCUGUUCUGUGGAGAAUGGCAACAUAAAACUGAGACUGGAUGCAGGUGAUAAAGCCCUCUCAGAAAACUGUGAAAAAGCAGAAAAGGAGGAUUUACAGACUGCAGGAAAGCCUGUAAUGCAGUUAGUUAGUGCAGAUGUAGCAGGAGAUGGGUCAUUAGCCCCUACAGCUCAUCGGGAGAUAGAGUGUAUUUCUGGAAGUCAGGCUGCUGCAGAUCAGUCUGGUCUGCCUGAGAUUUUGUCAUACGCUCAAGGUAGAGAAGCACAGUCUGAGGAUUAUCCAUUGGAAGAGACUUCUGAACCUGAGGCAGUUCCUGAGACUCAGUGUGAAGAACAAGAAGAAAAACUGGAAGUACAGUGUCAUGAAGAUAUGGAAGUGGAAUUUGCUGAUGGUUCUUGUAAAAAUAGCAAAAAUUUGUCUGAUCAGGCCCAAGAAUUAGAAAAGAUGGGACCAGAAAUCCGGGGAAAAGAGACUUCAAAAGGUUGUACUUCUGGCACUGGAGAGGCAAAGAGCAUGGAUAAACUGCCCUUUAAGGCUGCUUCGGAAAACAUGCCAAAGCUCAAUAAAGUUUUAUCUAAGGCUUCUGUAGGGGAGUUACUGGAACACAACAAUUUGUUUCCGAAGUUGAAGAGUGACGUUCCAUCGGAAGUGGCGUUGUGUGCCAAAAAACAUCCAGGUUGUUCAGAAUUAGGACAGAUAAUGAUAACAGGGAAUCAGCCACCACUUCAAGAGAGAGGGGUUGACGCGCUGGUGACUCAGCAGGAGAGUCAGGUGCCAAAGAAUACGGAGGAUACUGUUAGGACAAGGAAUCCAGAGCAAGAAGAGCAGAUGCAGCCACAGGAGAAGGCAACUGCUAAAUCCCCCAGUCCUUCCAGUGGAACCCCAUUUCAUUUUACUUUGCCGAAGGAGGGUGAUGUCAUUCAGCCCUUGACCAGCGUAACGCCACCUCUUAUUGGCCAGCUUAAAAUGGGACCCAGAAGACACAGCACACCAAUUGUGGAUGAUAGCUGCCCAGACAGCACUAUAGCAACUAGUGAUGUUACAGCAGAGGGCACAAUGGGGACCAACAAUGUCACCGUGGAAAGUGCAAUGGUAUCAGCAGACGUGUCAGAAGUGGGUGAGAAAGGAGAUUCCCGUGUGGUUCCUGAGGCUGAUGCAAAACUCUCUCUGCGAAUGAGCCUUGUUACCCCUGUGAAUGAUGGGAGCGAGGAGUCCCUGCCAUUCAGCUUGGAAAAGCCUACAGCCAAUGACAGGAAAGAUGGAUCCUCUGCUGCUGCUGGAGCUGCUGCCAGCUUCCAGAAAGCAUCAUCUGUGUUUAGUCGUGUCUGUGAAGUUCGUCGAGAGGAUGAGGCCAGAGGUCAUGGUCUUUCCACUUCUCCAUUUAGGGGGAAUCUCUUCAGUUUUCCUGGCACACAAGAAGAUGCUGAAUUACAUAAAAAUCCCAGUGGUUGGCAGUACCAGCAACAGAAGGCAGAUGACGGCAGUGGACGGGUCCUAGUUCCUCAGAGGAUGCAACAGGACUGCCAACCACAACCUUCUAGUGCAGAGGAUGGGGAGUCUGUGGAGGCUGGUAUUGUAAGCACUCAGACAGAAGAAGGGAGAAGAAUGCAGAAGGAACCAAGUAAGGCUGUUAAAAUUGAUGAAAGCCGAGAGAGGUGGGCAAACACCGAGAAUAAAGGGAUUCAGACUACAGCAGACUGUCUUUUUAAAACCCCAACAACUGUUACAACAGCAACACAAACGUCAGAAGAAAUAUGUAGCCAGGUGGAACUGGGAACCAGUAUGUCUGGGCAAAGACCUGGGCGACAAGAUGCGAAUGUCCAAACUGAGGAGAGUGGGGAAAAGCUUGUGAACGCCUCUGGAGAGGACACGGACUCUCUGCACAGUCAGGGAGAGGAGGAGUUCAAUCUUCUUCACCCACCUAAAGGCCGAGUUCAGCAUCGCCACAUGCGAACUAUUCGAGAAGUGCGCACUGUUGUUACGCGUGUUAUAACAGACGUUUACUACAUAAAUGGUGCAGAGGUGGAACGAAAGGUAGUUGAGCCUGUAGUGGAGUGCCAGGAGUGUGAGACUGACACAUCCUCCUCUAGAACUGCAGUGGGCUCAUCACUGACCUCAGGGGACCUUGGUGAUGUUAGCUCCUUCUCAUCUAAGGCCUCAAGCCUCCACCGUACAUCCAGUGGAGCAAGCAGUGGUCACUCUGCCACACACAGCGGCGGCAGCAGCUCAGGGCGAGGAACUGGAGCUGUCAAAGGGAAAGUGUGUGGGACAGAAACUGGAGAGUUUGCUUUACCCAUUGGCAGAGGCGCCUUAGGAAAAUUAAGCCCUAGGAAAGGAGCUGGUCAGCCAGCAUCUCCACUCAGAGUUAGCCAGACAGGAGCACUGCCUUGUGAGGAAGAGGAGGAUGCUAUGCCUGGCACUCGUCAGGGUGGCAGAGCACCUGUGACACCUCGUGGGCGAGGAAGAAGAGGCCGCCCACCAUCUCGAACAACAGGAACAAGAGAUUUAGCUGGACUGCCAGGUGUGGAGGAUCUGUCAACUACAGCAUCACCUGAGGAGAAAUCGUUUACUCGUUCAGUUCGCCUGCCAGAUGGAGGGGAGAAAUCUGACACUUCUGGCUUCUGUGCCUUACGUCGAAGUGACUCUCCAGAAAUCCCAUUACAAGUGGUGACUGGUCCUUUGGACUGUGCAGACUCAUCCUCUGGGAGCAGCUUUGUGGGCCUCAGGGUUGUAGCAAAGUGGUCGUCAAAUGGGUACUUCUAUUCCGGGAUGAUUACCCAAGAUGUUGGGGCAGGAAAGUACAAGCUGCUCUUUGAUGAUGGAUACGAAUGUGAUGUGCUAGGAAAAGAUAUUUUGCUCUGUGAUCCUAUCCCACUGGAGACUGAGGUGACCGCACUCUCAGAGGAUGAGUACUUUAGUGCAGGUGUGGUGAAGGGACACCGGAAGGAGUCUGGAGAGCUAUACUACUGCAUCGAAAAGGAAGGCCAGAGGAAGUGGUACAAACGAAUGGCUGUUAUCCUGUCUCUGGAACAAGGAAAUAAGCUCCGGGAGCAGUUUGGGCUAGGGCCUUACGAACCUGUCACCCCCCUGACCAAAGCAGCUGACAUCAGUCUUGAUAAUCUUGUGGAGGGGAAGCGGAAGCGACGUAGUAACCUUGGUUCUCCCAGCACUUCCAGCAGCAGCACAACUCCCACUCGUAAAGGGCAGGAGAGUCCACGCAUCCCACCAGGCACACUAUCUGGGAAAAGGAAACUUGUUGCUUCUGAAGAUGAGAGAUCCCCAGCUAAACGUGGCCGCAAGUCAGCAAUGAUAAAGCCUGGGGCUGUGAGAGCUGGAGAGUUUGUAAGCACCUGUGAAGGUGUAGAUGCUGUAGAUGCCCCAGUACUGGAGGACCAUCAUGGACCCUUGCCCCACAAUAAGACCCUCUUUUUGGGCUAUGCCUUUCUCCUCACCAUGGCAACACCCAGUGACAAAUUGGUCAACCACCAGAAGCCAUCAGAUGGUCCUGCAGGGAGCAGUGAGGAGGAAGAAGAAUUUUUAGAGAUGACUCCAUACGACAAACAUUACAUAGCACAGCAGCUGCGAGCAGGAGCUGGCUAUAUCCUGGAAGACUUCAAUGAAACCCAGUGUAAUGCAGCGUAUCAGUGUCUUUUAAUUGCGGACCAGCAUUGUCGAACUCGGAAAUACUUGCUGUGCCUUGCCAGAGGAAUCCCUUGUGUGUCUCAUAUCUGGGUCCAUGAUAGCUGUCAUGCUAACCAGCUUCAAAAUUAUCGGAAUUACCUUUUGCCAGCUGGUUACAGCCUCCAGGAGCAAAAAUUGCUGGAAUGGCACCCACGAGAAAACCCAUUCCAUAACCUGAAGGUUCUCCUGGUGUCAGAUCAGCAGCAGAACUUCCUGGAUCUGUGGUCUGAAAUCCUCAUGACGGGGGGAGCAGCAUCUGUUAAACAGCAUUACUCAAAUGCUCACAACAAAGAUAUUGCUUUGGGUGUUUAUGACGUGGUGGUGACUGAUUUUUCCUGCCCAGCUGGUAUCUUGAAGUGUGCAGAAGCUUUACGGCUGCCUGUUGUCUCGCAAGAGUGGGUGAUCCAGAGUCUUAUUGCUGGGGAGAGAGUAGGCUACAAGCAUCCAAAGUAUAAACAUGACUAUGUCCCCCACUAAACUAAAACUUUGCCCUGCUGUCCCACUGUUGUGCAGACUGUGUUUUAAUCAGGUUUUAAAUGUUUGUGUAAUUGGACAGUGUGCAUGGAUUACUGUAUAUAGUUUUAUCUGCUGGACUUUUAUGAUGAAAUAAAUGUUCGAUCUCUUGUGGU
This is a messenger RNA of Pygoscelis adeliae (Adelie penguin), 5627 nucleotides long. It is a transcript of the gene TP53BP1, whose product is annotated as tumor protein p53 binding protein 1. Gene Ontology annotation, cellular component: nucleus. The record is from RefSeq and is a predicted model, not a curated record. The coding region runs from base 1 to 5475 and encodes 1824 amino acids. Lineage: Eukaryota; Metazoa; Chordata; Aves; Sphenisciformes; Spheniscidae. Gene Ontology annotation, molecular function: histone binding. The transcript has 26 exons. Gene Ontology annotation, biological process: positive regulation of transcription by RNA polymerase II; DNA damage checkpoint signaling.